Ixodes scapularis (black-legged tick) is the source of this 1674-nucleotide messenger RNA. RefSeq names its product selenoprotein S. The record is from RefSeq and is a predicted model, not a curated record. Bases 149 to 712 code for a protein of 187 amino acids. Gene Ontology annotation, biological process: retrograde protein transport, ER to cytosol; endoplasmic reticulum unfolded protein response. Gene Ontology annotation, cellular component: Derlin-1 retrotranslocation complex; Derlin-1-VIMP complex; endoplasmic reticulum membrane. The transcript is spliced from 4 exons. Lineage: Eukaryota; Metazoa; Arthropoda; Arachnida; Ixodida; Ixodidae.
UUGGUUGGUUUUAUGUUUAGCGCAGUUUAUAGAAUGGCCGUAGGGAGUGCUGCGGGGCCGCGCCUUAGGUAAUUCGGUUAAUCGGGGCUGCCAUUUUGUUCCGGUUUUGCUGGCUGCUGUAUUGGCAUGUUACGGUAAAUUGCCAAAUAUGGACUCUGAAACAUUUUCUGAGGAGAAUCUGAUGUCAUCCGAAGCAGAUCCAGACUUGGGUUUCAUUGACACAGGCGUAAAUUUCCUGUCAUCAAAUGGCUGGUUCAUAUCACUUGGGAUCCUUAUUCUCUACGUGAUCUACACUAAGUAUGGUUCGCAUUUUGAACGGCUGAGACAGCAACAACCACAGCAACGGCAAUAUCAUGACCCUUCAGUUGUGGUCCAGCGGCAGGUAGAAAUGGACGCAGCGCGGCGCCGAAUGCAAGCACAGCAGGAUGCCCUUGCAGAGCAGCAUAAAGCGAAGCAAAAGGAGCUGGAAGAGCAGAAGCGGCAAGAGAAGAUCAGCAACUGGGAGCAGCUGCAGCAAGGCCUCGGGUCCAAGCUGGGCACCUCUCGCCAGGAAGAGCCCGUGCCCACGAGCAACUUGACCAGGAGGCCCAAGGGAAGCCAGAGCAGCAGCAGCAGCGAGAGACUCAGGGGUGGGGACUAUAACCCUCUGAUGGGCUCCUCGGGCGGUUCCUCGUACAGGCCAGAGAGGAGGGGCACCAGCCAGGGCGGAUGAGGCUAGAGCACGAGGUUUGCUUUUCCCAACGGCGGCCUCGGCACUAGGAGUCUCACACUCGGGGAUGAUCCUUCACCCAACUUUGCAUUCGGUCACCGAGGAAAAAAAAAGACAUCCGUUUAUGCAUUACUUCAAUCGAUGGCAGUAUUGUAAAAGCUAUCAGCCAUUGUAGCGACUAGAACAGAAUGCUGCGGCGGCAGGUUUGCUCGCCAGCCCUCUUGAGCGGAUCGGAAAUUCACGGCGCUUGGCGGUCUAAAAACAAAGCCGUGGGAUUAGAUAAAAAAGAAAACAUGCGAUGAAAAUCAGUAAUAGAUGCACAUACUUGUGCAUUGACUUGUUUGCUGAACAAGUAGUACAAGUGGAGCACCCUGGGAAACUUAACUCAUUCACUUGCACCUGUAUGCUUCCAAAACAAUGUUCUCUCUGGAACAAGAAAAGUAAUUCUGCUACAUAGUUAAAUUUUAUGGCAGGGCGUUACUACAAUCACGGUAGCACAUGGGAUUUUGUGAUGUUUCGUUUUGCCAAAGUACUACCGUAUAUCGAAGUAUCAUGCUAAGAGGAGGUAGUAUGUGUUGCAGUUCUUUCUGUUUGCAGUUUGCAUUGUACUAAAGUUUUUUCUUCGGGGUAAAGAAGUUCCCUCGUGUUGAGAGAUCCUUGGCUGCGGCUGCUAAAAGCAAACCUCAAAGAAAACAAAGCUGGAAUAACUUGCUGUUAAAGUUUGGCGACUGCAGGCUUUCAUGCUUUGCAAUUGUUGAAACAGUGUGCACCCGCUGCUGGUGCUGGGGUCGCGAGGUAUUGACAGCGACAUGAAAUUGGAGCUGGAACUGGAUUCUUUCCAAUGGCUCUGGUGGAGAACGGUUAUUCCAGUUUCGUAUUGUGUACAGCAUUGUAGAUCGGAGGGUGCAAAAGUGCAAUCCGAAUAAAUCUUUAUGCCACAUUUAUUGUGAUGGCUUCGAUACAUA